Molecule: messenger RNA, 715 nt
Organism: Pipistrellus kuhlii (Kuhl's pipistrelle)
Lineage: Eukaryota; Metazoa; Chordata; Mammalia; Chiroptera; Vespertilionidae
Gene: TOMM5
Product: translocase of outer mitochondrial membrane 5
Exons: 2
Coding region: 86-241 (51 amino acids)
Cellular component (GO): mitochondrial outer membrane translocase complex
Source: RefSeq, a predicted model, not a curated record
GUGUGGUUGAGCUGACUUCCGGGCGCGAGGCUACGGCUGAGGAGAGCGCGGCGCGGCUGGUGGAAGCCGGUGAGGCAGAGCCGCGAUGUUCCGUAUCGAGGGCCUCCCGCCGAAGCUGGACCCCGAGGAGAUGAAGCGGAAGAUGCGCGAGGAUGUGAUUUCCUCCAUCCGGAACUUCCUCAUCUAUGUAGCCCUGCUGCGAGUCACUCCUUUUAUCUUAAAGAAACUGGACAGUAUAUAAAGAAUUGGAUGUUACAUGUGACUGCAUGAUAUGAAGAACCUGGUUACAGUUUCUACUCUGCAAAUGAAUAGGCCCAGAAAGAUGUAAGAGACUCUGGUUGAAUGGACAUAAAAUUUCUACUUGAUAAAAGAACAAGUUUGGUUGUGGUAACUGACCUUCAUAGCUAAAACAGAAAACUACUUGGGAAACAUGAAAACAUGUUUCUGAUGCCUGUGAUCCUCAGCUUCCGUGGAUGUUGGUAUAAUUGUAAAUAAUGUCAAGCUCCAUUUUCUAGCAAUUAUUAAUUAUAGAAGGGAAUUAUGUCUGCAGUGGCCCUGUCUUGUCAGUCAUUUUUAGUGACCUUUUUACUUCUGUCAGGAGUAUAUUGAAGAACUCUUUAUGAUUAGUUCUGUUUUAUGAAAGCCAGCACACAUCCACAACAACAUUUAAGCACAGGACCAUUAGUCUAUAUUUUUAAUAAAUGUACCAAUUAAG